CUUACAAAAACUGAAGUUGUUUUUUCCAUCACCUCAUUGCUUUUCUAGCUUCAUGAAGGCUUUUGUGGAUACUCCAGGAGUUAAACUCUGUUCUCCAUGGAACGGGUUUAGGUCAUCAUCUUAUUUUUCUUCAAGAAAAGGGAGGGUGUCUGUGCAUGGCUCAGGUCCAGCCUUUUCAGUAAUAUUUGAUAGACUGGGAGAUCCACAGAAAUCAGCUUUGUUGUGUAAUGUAGCUUUUUGGGUGCAGAUGCUUGACUCCUUCACAGCAGCUGCACAGCGUGUCAUGCUGACAUCUGUAACACUGGACAAACACCAAAGUGGCAAGUAAGUGCAAAACGUCAACAAGUUGGGGAAAAACUUUUUUUUUUCCCCAUCUCUUUCGUUUUCCUCUUUUUUGUUGUUGUUUUUUUUUUUUUGCUGCUGUUGGAGCAAGAAUGGGUCAGCUGUGUGGACGGUGCAUGCAGCUGCUGCGCAGCUUCGUGGCCUUCGUUCAGAAGAUGUCUUCGGAGCUGGUGCACAGCGUGAAGGAAUGCUUAGCUCUGAUAAGCGAGUGCUCCUGCUUGAAACAGAAUGCCUCAAAGACCAGACAGCUGUACAAGCCCAUGCUGCAGCCUCAUGAGCGGGUGACAGCACAGGAAUUUCUGCAGCAAAUUGAAAGAGGUUUUGAGAUGUCACCACUGGGAAAGGACCCUCUGGAAGCCUUGAGGAUCUUAGCUUUUUCUGAAAACCCAGGUCUACAGCAGUCUGCUGCUCUCUAUUAUUUGCAUAUGAGCCAGCACAUGAAUGUUCCCCUGCCAGCAGAGCAUCUAGAGCCCUUCUAUGCCUUACUGCGCUCUGCUGACCUGGAGGUGCAACAGAUGUCUUCUUUGUCCCUUGUCAACUUUUUGCUGGAAGGAAAUAUUGACAAAGAAAUGGUUAUCCAAAUGGGUUUACUUGAGCCAAUUCUGGAUCUGCUUGAGUCAGAGGAUCCCACUGUCCAGUGUAAUUCCUGUGCCUGCACAAUGACUUUAGCUGUUUCAGAAUCCAACCGAGAGGCUAUCGCUGCUGCUCGAGGAGUUACACCUUUACUGUCUCUUGCCAACUCCUAUGAUCCUAGAGUACAACAAAAUGCAGUUGGUGCUAUUCUCAACCUUACGCAAUCAGAGAGGAUCCAACUGGUCUUGUGCAAGGAAGGAGCCCUGCCAGUUCUCACCUUGCUGUUGGAGUCCCCUGACUCAGAAGUGCAGUAUUAUAGCUGUGCUGCCCUAAGCAACAUAGCAGCCAACACUCAGCACCAUGAGGCCAUGCUGAGAAUUGGUGACAGAUUCCUGCUGCGCAUGCUCAUCUCUCUUCUGUCUUCCUCUGUGGACAAGAAGGUUUCAAGCCAGGCAUGCGUUUGCCUAAGAAAUUUGGCUACCAGGGCAGACACACAGGCAGAGCUGGUUGCCAAGGAUGUCCUGCCCAGGCUGUGCUCUCUCCUGGUGUCCAGCAGUGAGGAUGCGUGUCGUGCAGCUGUCGCUCUGCUCUGGGUGCUGUCCCAGCACCCACAUAACCAGGAUGCUCUGGUGUGCACUGAGCUACUGCAGAGCCUGGGGAUGCUCCUGUCAGUGCACACAACAGACCCUGUGAUUGCUGGCCACGCUGCUUGCAUCAUCAAAAACCUGAACCUUUCCAAGAACAGACAGAGAAUCAUUGAGAGCCCAUGUGUUGAAGGUCUCCUCCAGACCAUGCUUUCUAUUGACAUUGAAGAAAACUCUCUUCAUUAUGUGACGUCUUGCCUUGCUGAGCUGGCAAAGCAAGGAGGCACAUUAUGCAUGGUCAAAUGGAUGAAUGAACCCUUGACAAAGCGCUUGGUAAGACUGGCUGGCCAACGGGAACAUACCGAGACAUCCUUUCAAGCUGCCUCCAUCAUCCAGCACAUGAUAGAUCACGAAAAGAUGAUGCUUUUGUUGAAGUGUCACAUCAUUGAGAUUCAGGCCUACCUCAGGAACUUUCUUACCCACCAAGAGGUUCGCUUCCAGCAGCUGGCCAUUUCCACAUUCUGCAGACUGCAGGCAGAUCCAGAAUUCUCAUUAGCAUUCAGGAAAAACCAAAUGGCCAAACUCCUCGAGCAAGUCCGUCAACAGACAGAAGAAACUCAAGAGCUCCUUAGGGCAGCUAUUUGCCAUGCAGAUAGUUAAAAUUUAAACCAGAUAGCUUAAAAAACUUACCAGAUCCAAGAGCCUGAUCUUUUAGAGAUGACUGUCUUCAUUGGUUCCUGUAGCUUAACUGCUCCUGUUUCUUGCAAUUUCCUGGUAUGAACAUGGUGCACAGCACCUUUAUAAAGCAGAGAUGUUCCAAUAACAAGAAUGGGACCAGAUCAAAAAGCAAACACAAUAUAACAGCUCCCAUGAAAGACUUGUGAAAUGUGUAUAUGAAGACAGAAAUCUGUUUUCUGCAAAUGGCACAUUAUUACACAUACUAUACACAUAGGUCCUUGCAAAAGGGAAAGUGAACAAAUUCGACAAAAUUACACAUUAAUGUUAUACUCUGUUAAUUCAUUUUGAAAGAAGUUAGAGGACCAAUACAUGUAGUAGUAUGCUUAGCUCUAAAUUCAUCUGUCUUGAAUUCGUGAUGUGUAUACAGGUUCAGACUGCUCAUGCCUCCCCUAUUCUCCAGGGGGCAGUGAAUCUGUCUCAUGGAUCUUCUUGCCAAUCAAAACAGUAUUUUUCAGAAGAAAAAAACAAACAAACAAAAAAAAACAAAACAAAACAAAAAACAUACCAAAGUCCAGAGUCUUGAACUUGUGGAGCACUGCUUUUUGGUUUUUUUUUAAAUAUAUUUUUUAAUGUUUUAAUUUCUAGGAGAAAGCUAACCUAUUAAUAGUUGUCUACUACUACUAAUAAUUCAGUAGUAAUCUAUUUCCUUCUUCAAAACAUACAAUACACUUCUUUUUUCAAAUUCAGGAAGCCGGUUGAAGCUUCUUGUUAGACUGGCUGGAAUACUGUAGUUUUACAACAAUAGAAUUGGCAAAUCUCUGCUCCCAGAUUGCACAGUUUCUUUUAAAAGAAACUGUCUUUUAAAAAAAAAAAAAAAAAAAAAAGUACAGCUUUAGAGUUGCUACUGGCUACAAACAUGGAAUACAAAUUGAGUGAGAUGUUGGAAAACAUCUGCCAACUAAGAUCUCACUAUAACAUUUUACUUUGGCCCAAAUCUUUACGCUGAGCUUAGGAGCAUGGGGAGACAUUUUAUUUGGGUAAAGUUUCAUUUCAGCAAUUGCAAAUUCUCUCCAAUUAUAAGGUCUAAAAACAUACAAACAAACCCAGCCCCAAACAGGUACAAGUUUCUCUACAGCACAGCAAAAAGACUAGUUAAAGAACAGAUAGCUGUUAGAUAAAGCAGUAUGGAAUUUUCAAUACUCAUGUGUAGCAGACAGGAAAUUUCUUUAGAAACAUCACAUGAAAGACCCAUGCACCUAAUGAUGCAUGUUGGUGCAGUUGGGUUCUUAGAACAGAGGACCAAAAGGAGCUGACUGAUGCAGAUAGGGAUGAAAGCAGGAGAUCUCCAACUUUAGGCCACCUCCUUGGAUGAUUUUAGAUCAUUUUCUAAACAGAAAACCAGUGCAACUUUUUAUGACCACUGUGGUAUAAGUGAAGACUUUGGAGUGUCUUCUCUCUGUUUUUCUUAGCUAUUUAAUUGCAAACUUUACUUCAAUAUCUUUGCAAGAAGCAUAGUUGUUGUGAAAGGUCACUCACUACUCCAUACCUUCAGAAAAACUCUAAUUUCUACAACUACUGAUUCUACCUCUCAGAACUGUUGAUUCCAAACAUACAAAUAACGAAACAGAUGCAACAGCAGGCAAAAAAGCUGGCAUUCAUUUUAUACUGCACUUAUUACUGAUAACAAUAUUCAAAUCUUCCAGCAUUUAAAGAAGGGGGUUAAACCCAAGAUUUAAUUUUUUUUUAUUUUUAUUUUUUUUCAUAUUUUUGGGCUUUCACACCUACAUCUAUACCCAUUCUGUGGACUUCAGUUUGCAGCUGGGUCCUUGAAAGAGAACAUUUGUUUUCCCCUUUUAUUUGAAGCAAACCUGGAAUGAAUAUAAUUAUACAUUGUUUUAUUUGCGGUCCAGUGCAAAAACCACAUAAAAAAUGAAGCAAGCUCUUCAUCUUUGUGCUUUAAACAGCAAAGUGAGUGUUCUGAUGUCUCAUAAAAAUAGUCGAGAUCAAUACAGCUUAUGCCUGAGCCUAAAUGAAUCCUUGGACCAAAAAAAAAAUGAAGGUAAAUCUUACUGGCAACAUCUUUGUUGUGUUCAUAGCUGUAAGUAAUCCUGUACUGAUUUUUCAAUAAAGAGAUCAGAGGAAAACUAAAAACUAAAGAGGUUUUACGCAUACCAGGAACAUGAAGAAGAGUUUUCCACCACAGACUGACUCCCGCUUCAAGUAUGCAAGAAAAUCAAAGUAGAAAUAGAAAUAUUUCAAACAAGUUUUAUUUGGUACUCACAUGCUAUAAAGGUUUAAAGGAAAACUACAUAUUUUGGACACUUUAAAAUAUUGUGGCUAUGUACAUGGAAAAUUAAAGAAAGUGAGUAUGGAAUCCAAUUAA
Molecule: messenger RNA, 4560 nt
Organism: Centrocercus urophasianus (Greater sage-grouse)
Lineage: Eukaryota; Metazoa; Chordata; Aves; Galliformes; Phasianidae
Product: vacuolar protein 8-like
Exons: 14
Coding region: 435-2159 (574 amino acids)
Biological process (GO): nucleus-vacuole junction assembly
Molecular function (GO): protein-membrane adaptor activity; protein binding
Source: RefSeq, a predicted model, not a curated record